This is a messenger RNA of Phodopus roborovskii (desert hamster), 1794 nucleotides long. It is a transcript of the gene Vnn1, whose product is annotated as vanin 1. NCBI's taxonomy places the organism in Eukaryota, Metazoa, Chordata, Mammalia, Rodentia, Cricetidae. Gene Ontology annotation, molecular function: hydrolase activity, acting on carbon-nitrogen (but not peptide) bonds, in linear amides. The coding region runs from base 133 to 1674 and encodes 513 amino acids. The transcript has 7 exons. The record is from RefSeq and is a predicted model, not a curated record.
CGAAGUUUUGUUAAGAUUAAUCUUUCAAAUUUAUUUUGAAGAUCCCGAAGUCUGGGGAACACGUGAUCCGUGGUUUGUUUACACAAAUAGCAAGCCAGCUUUGGUUUUCAGCCGUCUUUGGAUUUCAACAGCAUGAGUGUGUCUCGGUGGCUGGCUUGUGCGGUGCUUUCUGUCUUUUAUGUUCUGCAAGUCAGCUCCCUGGACACUUUUGUUGCAGCCGUUUACGAACAUGCGGUGAUCAUGCCUAGUGACACCCCGUCCCCACUGUCUCACAGUGAGGCACUGGCAAUAAUGAAUCGGAAUCUAGAUCUAAUGGAAGGAGCGAUCGUAUCCGCAGCAAAGCAGGGUGCACACAUCAUUGUGACUCCAGAAGAUGGAAUAUAUGGUGUGCAUUUCACCAGGGAUACUAUCUACCCAUACUUGGAGGAUAUCCCAGACCCUCAAGUGAACUGGAUUCCCUGUGAUAAUGCAAACAGAUUUGGCUACACCCCAGUACAGGAAAGACUCAGCUGCUUGGCCAAGAACAAUUCAAUUUAUGUUGUGGCAAACAUGGGAGACAAGAAGCCAUGCAACACUAGUGACCCUCAGUGUCCUCCUGAUGGGCGUUUCCAGUACAACACUAAUGUGGUGUUUGAUUCCCUGGGCAAACUGGUUGCACGAUACCAUAAGCAAAACCUUUUCAUGGGUGAAGAACAAUUCAAUGCACCCACAGAGCCUGAGUUGGUGACUUUCAACACCCCGUUUGGAAGGUUUGGCAUCUUCACAUGCUUCGAUAUACUCUUCCAUGAUCCUGCUGUUACCCUGGUGACCAAGUUCCAGGUGGACACCAUACUGUUCCCAACUGCUUGGAUGGAUGUUCUGCCUCAUUUGGCAGCCAUUGAAUUCCACUCAGCUUGGGCUAUGGGCAUGGGGGUCAAUUUCCUUGCAGCCAAUAUACAUAGUCCCUUGAGGAGAAUGACAGGAAGUGGCAUCUAUGCUCCAGACUCUCCAAGGGCCUUUCACUAUGACAGGAAAACCAACGAGGGGAAACUCCUUCUGGCGCAGCUGGACUCCCACCCGAGUAGCUCCUCAGUUAACUGGACUUCUUACGCCAGCAGUGUGGAAACACCCUCAACAGGGGACCAGGAAUUUCAGAGCGUUGUUUUCUUUGAUGAGUUUACCUUUGUGGAGCUCAAAGGAAUCACAGGAAAUUACACUGUUUGCCAGAACGAUCUCUGCUGUCAUCUAAGCUACCAGAUGUCCGAGAAGAGAGCUGAUGAAGUUUAUGCCCUUGGGGCAUUUGAUGGGUUGCACACCGUGGAAGGGCAGUAUCAUCUGCAGAUUUGUACUCUACUGAAAUGUAAAACCACCAAUUUACGCACCUGCGGUAGUUCAGUGGACACAGCUGCCACCAGGUUUGAAAUGUUCUCCCUCAGUGGCACGUUUGGAACCCAGUAUGUCUUCCCUGAGGUAUUGCUGAGUCAAGUCAAACUUGCACCUGGGGAAUUUCAGGUGUCAAGCGAUGGGCGUUUGUUUAGCCUGAAGCCAACAUCUGGACCUGUGCUAACAGUCACUCUUUUUGGGAGGUUGUAUGAGAAGGACUGGGUAUCUAGUACUUCCUCAGAUCUCUUAACACACUCACUGAUGAUAAUAAUAAUGAUAAUUAUCACACCUAUUAUACAUUACUUAUGUUAAUAGAAUUUUUACAUUCUCUAUUUUAUUUGGAAUAAUUUCAAGUAAGUUAGUGGAUGAAGAAAAGAUCUGUUUGCCAAUAGUGGCCUCUGGUGUAAGUAAAUAAAGUGCCUUUUUCUUUUC